Molecule: messenger RNA, 2659 nt
Organism: Centropristis striata (black sea bass)
Lineage: Eukaryota; Metazoa; Chordata; Actinopteri; Perciformes; Serranidae
Gene: pgghg
Product: protein-glucosylgalactosylhydroxylysine glucosidase
Exons: 14
Coding region: 324-2417 (697 amino acids)
Biological process (GO): carbohydrate metabolic process
Molecular function (GO): catalytic activity
Source: RefSeq, a predicted model, not a curated record
UCUGCAGCAGAGGGCUGCAUGUCCUCCCACAGUUAUGAUACUCGACUCUACUGCGUUGGAGCAACUUUAUCAGCAACUUUUGAGUUCUUUGCUUUCAGUAGACAUGAACUCUAAACGGAAUUACACUACACAAGCUGUUUUUUUGUAGGUUAAGCUGCACAGAACAAGCGGUUUGGGAACUUCUGCAGACUUUAUCUUCAGUUUGCAUUUUUCCAGCAUUUCUCUUUGUUGCAGAAACAGAUGCGUCUUCCUGUUCAUAGUCGGAACCAUCUCACUGAACCCUGACUGCAUUUGGGAAACCAGUACACCAAGUAAAGACCACCAUGUCCCGUGAAGAAGACCCUUACAUCUUCUCCACCGACACUCUACCCAGCGACCGCCGAUUCCUCCCUCCACUGGCCAACGGGCUUCUGGGAUGGAGGGUGUACAACAAUAUCAUGCACAUGGGUGGUGUGUAUAACGGGGAGUUAGGGCGCUGCCACCGAGCAGAUGUCCCCUGUCCUCUGGCAGUGACGGUUGAGACAGAUGAACCAGCCCAGCACACCUACAGCCUGAACACCCACACAGGUAUUUUUACCCACAGUCUGAGCUCAGCAGGUGUAACGGUCUCACAGUCUCUGUAUUCACACCGACACUACCCCAACCUGAUGGUGAUGGAGAUUCUGUUGGUGCGUCAGGUGACGUCAGAGCAUCCAUUCACUGUUAAGCUGCUCACUUCAUUCACACCUGAAAGCAAAGACAUUGUCUUUGAGGCUGGUCCUGAAUACAAAGGAGCAAGCCACAUCCAAGGAAAGGUGACCACGGCUGAGUUCCCAGGAGGCACUUGUCCUGAGGUGCACCUAAUCUGGACCCCCAUACCCACCACUCUGACACUGCCCCCCGAGCAGAGCGAUGCCCGCUGGGGCUUCAUGCUGGUUGGGGCCAACAGUGUGGCGACCGCUGAGGCCAUUUUCGAUGAGGGCCUGAGUCUGAUGGCGAGUGGUAACCUGCGUCUGUCUCAUGAGAAGGCCUGGAAAGAACUGUGGCUGCAGAGCCAGGUGGAGGUGACGGGGUCAGAGACCCUCAGCAAAGCUCUGAUUGGCUGCAUGUUUUACCUCCUCAGCGCCUUCCCGUCCAUACAUGAUACUUCCAGCUCUUUUGGUGGAGUCAGUCCAGGCGGGCUGUCCAAUGGUGGGGAUGGUCAGGACUACUGGGGACACGUUUUCUGGGACCAGGACAUUUGGAUGUAUCCUGGCAUCGCACUCUUCUAUCCCAAGCUAGCCCGAGCUGUGCUGGAGUACAGGGUGGGGACUAUAGACGGUGCUAAAGACAACGCCCAAAAGCAGGGCUUUAAGGGCCUGAAGUUCCCAUGGGAGAGUGCUGUGUCAGGCAGAGAGGUGUGUCCAGAAGACAUUUAUGGACAACAGGAGAUUCACAUAAAUGGAGACGUCACCCUGGCCUUCCAACACUACUUCCACCUCACUGAGGACCUGUCCAUGUUCACAGAGGGUCAGGGCGCGGAGGUGAUAUACGGUGUGGCUGACUACUGGGUUUCUAGAGCAUCAUGGAACCCCGAAGACCAGAUGUACCAUCUCUUAGGUGUCAUGCCACCUGAUGAGUAUUAUUACAACGUCAACAACUCUGUGUACACGAACGCAGUGGCCAAAUUCAGUCUCCAGUUUGCUGUAGAAAUGGCUAACCUCCUCCAACAUCCUGCACCAAAGGAAUGGCAAGAAGUGGCCGAGCACCUCAAAAUACCAUUCGACAAAGAAUCCCAGUACCAUCCUGAGUUUGAUGGCUAUAUCAAAGGUCAUCCAGUGAAGCAGGCAGACACAGUGAUGUUGGGUUAUCCUCUGGGAUUACAAAUGUCCACAGAGAUCAGGAGGAAUGACCUCGAAGCGUACGAGCCAGUAACAGACCCUUAUGGACCAGCCAUGACGUGGGGCAUGUUCGCCAUCGGCUGGCUGGAGCUGGGGGAGGCUGAGAAAGCUCAACGCCUACUGGAGAAGAACUUCAAAAACAUCCAGGGACCGUUCCAGGUAUGGAGUGAAUCAUCAGAUGGCUCUGGUGCAGUCAACUUUCUCACGGGGAUGGGCGGGUUCCUGCAGGCUGUGCUGUUUGGCUAUACUGGCUUCAGGGUUCAGAAGGAUUGUCUGGCAUUUUCCACGCUUCUUCCCAAUGACAUUUCUGAGCUAUGCAUCCGUGGUGUGAACUACCUGGGCAGUCAGAUGGACUGGCUGCUGAGGAAAGAUGAAGUCUGUAUCAUACUGAGAAAGCAAGGAAACAGUGCAGGCAACACUAAGGCAUGUGAUCUGCAGGUUGUCCUGAAGGCAUCAGGAACUAAAAUCCCGCUCACACCAGGACAGCCAGUAACUUUUCCUCGAGAGCCUGGAUCUGUUUGCAAAGUGAUAUUGGAGUCUUCCUGUUGGCCUCUCUGAAACAAGCGACCAUGACCAUUGACCACUGACCAUUGACCAUGAUCAUUACAUUUACAGUACCCACAAUAUAAACAACAUAUGUCAAGCCAGUUAUUUCAUAUCUACACUACUAUAAUGUUUUUGUUGUUAUUCACUUGAGCAAUUAUGGACAAAAUAUAAGAAAUACUUACAGUAAUGUGCCAUGUUACAAAGCCAUUAACCGUUUAUAUUGUAAAUGAAAUAUAUUCAAAUAAAACUCCUUA